Messenger RNA from Alosa alosa (allis shad), 1932 nucleotides. It is a transcript of the gene lratd2a, whose product is annotated as LRAT domain containing 2a. NCBI's taxonomy places the organism in Eukaryota, Metazoa, Chordata, Actinopteri, Clupeiformes, Clupeidae. The coding region runs from base 563 to 1384 and encodes 273 amino acids. The transcript has a single exon. The record is from RefSeq and is a predicted model, not a curated record.
UUCGUCUAGAUCUGACCGCCUUCCAAUCCACACUUGCACAGCCAGGGCUGGGGCAUAGCCUGAAGUGGCAAACGACAGCCACAACUAAAUAACAGCUUGUGAAAAGGAGCCGAUGGCAAGCGCGUUUCCCGUUCAGAGCGCAUGUGUGGACAUUAUGGACUUACUACUCUUUACUUCAGCCAGUUAGGAGAAUCUGGAAACUUUGCGUCUUGGAAAUCCGCAGGUGCAAGACGAAGGUUACACCUGCUUGGCUACAUAUUGGCUACUAAAUUUCACUAACCCUAUAAACUACUCUUUGUCAGACAUCCUUGCUUGGCCGUUACACUUCUUGACUUGGUUACUGGGUAGGCUACAGGGAACGUGUUUCUUCCUCUACGUCGUGUUUGCGUCCAGCAAUUUCGCUUGUCACGAUGUACCAGUGUCCUGUUGCAGGGUGAAUUAGUUUGUUCAGGUUGUAGGCUACCCUACGUGUUGCACCUCCAGAUGAUAAUCGUCUCUGUAUAGGUGGACCCGCGCGGUCUCCGGGACUCAUUUUAUUCCCAUUUGCUGCCAGGGAAGUAGCAUGGGAAAUCAGGUCGACAAGCUGUCACAUUUAAGUUAUGCUGAAGUUCCGACCACGGAUCCGAAUGGAUUGGACACGGAGGAGGACGGUCCAAGGAUCGGGGUAUCUUAUAUUUUUUCAAAUGAUGAUGACGAGUUGGAGGACAAUGUCGAUGGACCAGACCUGGACCAGAAUCAGGAAGAAAAACACUAUGAUAAGCGCAACGAAGUAGAGUGUGCCAUCUAUAACAGAGACGAAUGUAUUUACGAGAAAAGUGUCAUAGCCAAAGACAUGGAAACGUACUCCCCUGAGAAUUUACUGAACAAAUGCAAAGCAGGGGACCUGCUGGAGUUCGUGGCAACCAGCCAGUAUCCCCAGUGGGUUGUCUACGUCGGGGACUUUCAAGUGGUUCACCUGCACAGGGCGGAGGUGAAGAACAGUUUUCUGACGGAUGCGAGUCAGGGAAGGAGGGGUCGAAUUGUAAACGAUUUCUACAAAUUCAAGCCACUUAGUCCGGAGAUGGUUGUACAGAACGCCAUGGAACAGGUGGGCGCCAAAGACCGGGAACUCAGUUGGAGAAAUUCCGAAUGUUUUGCUGCAUGGUGUAAAUUUGGUAAGCGUGAAUUUAAAAUGGGUGGUGAGAUACGAAUCGGAAAGCAGCCUUAUCGUUUAAAAAUAAUCUUGCCGGAAAAACAGACGCACGUACUCGAAUUCCAGUGUUUGGAAGACCUGAUCAUGGAGAAGAGGAGGAAUGACCAGAUUGGAAAGGUUGCUAUGAUUCAGGAGCUGGCCAACCACCUCAGCAAUGUCGGGAGUAUCAGAAGUGACCCAAACGCACACUGAUGCAGUCAGUAGGCUAGUUAGGGGUGAGCUGUGAUCUUGCCCAUUAAUAAAACCCGUGGAUGAUGUUUUUAAAAUAAUCUUUUUUGAUGAAAAACAGCCGAUGACAAAAUAGGAAAUCUUAAUUUAAACAAAAAGUAGACAAGCUUUGUGAUAAAAGUCUACUCCACAGCCUGAUAAAUUUGAAAUACAUAGAGGAUGAUCCUGUCUGAACUCUACAGUUAUUACAAUCUGCUGUUAAAAAUGUUAAGCAAAGCAAAUAAUGUUUAUUUGGUUUUAUUUAUGUCUCAGUUUCAAGUAGGUUUGAACUAAAAGAUGAUUCAGGUUAUCAGUUAGAGUGUGAGUCAGCAAUAGGCCUUCCUGUUGGUUGUAGUCUGUGGAAGUCUACCAGCAACAGUUCAUUUUCUGUUUAACAUUUUUUCCCACUGCGGCUGUCAGAGUUUCUGUGAAAACCAUGACAAAACCAUCAGGGUAUGAAAUCAAACCACUAGUCUUUUUUCAGGGCAUUUGUAAGCCAAACAAUGUCACAAUAAACCAAGGGAAGCAAAUGA